Staurois parvus is the source of this 477-nucleotide messenger RNA. Lineage: Eukaryota; Metazoa; Chordata; Amphibia; Anura; Ranidae. The record is from the annotation of a GenBank genome assembly.
AUGUUUCGCAACAUCACAGUUGAUCCUAAGAUUUUCAGGAAGAGGAAGUUUCGCUCUCCAAGAGUUUUGUUUAGUACCCAACCUCCACCAAUAUCAGAGGACACUAUCCGGGCUAAAAGAACAGUACAUCCAGUCCUUCACCGGGGGGAAUACUCUGUAUGUGACAGUGUCAGUAUGUGGGUUGGGAAUAAAACCACAGCGAUUGACAUCAAGGGCAAGGAAGUAAGUGUGCUGGGAGAAGUCAAUAUAAACAAUAACGUUUUCAAACAGUACUUUUUUGAGACCAAGUGUAGCGAUCCAAAGCCAGUGUCAAGUGGAUGCCGUGGGAUUGACUCAAAACAUUGGAACUCCUAUUGUACCACCACACACACCUUUGUCAAAGCAUUGACCAUGGACGCGAAGCAAGCAGCAUGGAGGUUCAUACGGAUUGAUACAGCCUGUGUUUGUGUGCUCAGCAGGAAAACUCGAACCUUUUGA